Messenger RNA from Dentiscutata heterogama, 489 nucleotides. The record is from the annotation of a GenBank genome assembly. NCBI's taxonomy places the organism in Eukaryota, Fungi, Glomeromycota, Glomeromycetes, Diversisporales, Gigasporaceae.
AUGGAUUUAGAAACUAGUUUAAGAAGUAUAAGCAAAAGAAGAUUGAAUCAAUCAACGGGUUCAAAUAGGUCAGAUAAUGAAACUUCUGAACAUGUUGAAAGCAAUAGAGAUAAAGAUACAAGCAAUCUAUUAGCUGAAAAAAUAAAAAGAGAUAAAUAUAAAAAAAUGAGACGUAAAUAUGUUAAGAAAAUUACUAGAUCUGCUAAUAUCGAUUCAUACGAAAGUCUGGCCAAAUUUUAUGAAAGACAAGUCGAAUUUCUCAAGCGUGAAAGAAAUUGUGUUACAAGAUUUUUUAAUAAUAACAGUAUACAAGGAGAUAAUUUGUCUAUUAAAGUAGCAAGAUUACAAAUUUUAAUAGAUGAAGGUGAAACAAAUAAAGCAAGAGUUGAAGAACUUUCAAAUAAUCUUUAUAAACGAGAUACUGAAAUCAAAACCUUAAAAGAUAACAUUAAACUUCUUACAAAAGAAAAGGAUGACUUUAAAAAAUAA